This is a messenger RNA of Diaporthe amygdali, 528 nucleotides long. RefSeq lists its product as uncharacterized. Gene Ontology annotation, biological process: sterol transport. The transcript is spliced from 4 exons. NCBI's taxonomy places the organism in Eukaryota, Fungi, Ascomycota, Sordariomycetes, Diaporthales, Diaporthaceae. The record is from RefSeq and is a predicted model, not a curated record. Bases 1 to 528 code for a protein of 175 amino acids. Gene Ontology annotation, molecular function: sterol binding.
AUGAAGCCUAGUACAAUCAUAACCGUCAUUAGCGGUGCCAUCGCAUCCUCAGGAACCGUCAGCCUCCCCGAUGAAGGCGAAGAUACACAGGAUACCAGCAUCAACGAAGCGAGACCGCCAGCUACUGAUGAUAUUCCAGGGAAAAACCCGUUCAGUCUCUGCAGGGGCGACCACAGUCGAGACAUUGCUGAGAUCAAUCAGAUAGACCUCAUCCCCAAUCCACCUGUAAAGGGCCAGGAUCUCACAGUUCUGGCGGCCGGAACACUCCACGAUGCCAUCGAGAAAGGGACGGCAGUCGACAUCAAGGUCAAAUUCAUCGGUUCUGUGGUGUACCACCAUCGAUUUGACGUCUGUGACGAAUUAGAGAAGAUGGGGCAAAGCUGCCCGCUGCCCGCCGGCCCCGUCUAUUUCAAUGAAACGUUCCCGAUCAUCAAAAAAAUACCUCACGGAAAUUUCUUUGUGCACGCGGACGCCUGGUCAGGGAAUGGCGCUGCUGUCACCUGCUUUGACGGAAAGCUCAGGUUUUGA